Cinara cedri is the source of this 7972-nucleotide messenger RNA. Lineage: Eukaryota; Metazoa; Arthropoda; Insecta; Hemiptera; Aphididae. The record is from the annotation of a GenBank genome assembly.
GAACUGUUAUCGUGAUGCCGUGAUUAAAACAAAAUUUUAUGAUCGGAGCUUGUGUUCUAAUUUCUGAACGUUUGAAUUUUGUGUUAGGUAUUAUGAAAAAAACAGAUCAAAUUUAUGCUCGUUUUUAUUUUUUAUUAGUACGUAUUUAUGAGAAUUAUUAAAUUUUAAAAAUGUGUUUGUUAUUAAAAAAGCAACUACAGUGGAAUGUAAUGUCAAAUAUACGCCGAGAAUUUAUUUGUAUGUAUACUCAAAGACAAAGGUUAAUGUCUAUAGUUUCUAACGAAAAUGAUAUGCCCAUCAAAUUAAAGGGUCGAUUGGCCAGUCAAGAACAAACUCGCAUUAUAUCAGAAUUUAUUACUGAAUCAGAUUCAACUAACCUUAAUUGGAAUAAGUUGAAAGAGUCUGUUUUCAAUAUUAAACGUGGAUAUAUAAAUGAAAGAAAUAUAAAUGGGUGCAUAUUAGAAAUAUGCUCAAAACAAAAGCGCCUAGAUUUAGCCAAGUCAUAUAUGAGAUAUAUAAAAGAAUGUGGUCAAACUAAACCUAAUACAAUACUACAACUUCUUUACAUUCGAUCAUGUUAUGCAUCACAAGAUCAGUUGACAGAUGAAGAUCAACAUGAAAUUCAAACUAUUUGUCUGUCAAUUUUAAAAAAUAAUUCACAUUUAGUAAAUUCUACUUUUAUGGAAGGUAAUAAUAAUUUGAAAUUAUUUGUUUAUUCAAAGUAAACUAAUUAAAUUGUAUAUUGUUUAGGUAUAAUAAUGGGAUUAUGUUGUACUCCUUUGUGGCGCAAUUCAUUAGAAUAUUUAAACAAUUUUAAAAAUGAAAAAGAUAUUAAAAUCCGUGCAUAUAGUUGUACAAUCUUUAAAGCUUUUAAAGAAGAAGAAAUAGAUAUAGGAUGGUCCUUAAUACAAACAAUGUAUAAUCAGCAUGAAAUAUUAUUAACAUCAGUAUUUGCUGCUUGGUUUAAUCUUUGUGACAUUAAUAAAAACUAUAGUUAUCAGAAGGUAUUAGAAUUUUUAAGAGAUAAUGAAUGUAUUGUUCGAACACAUUUAGCUGAACUAAUACAUGAAAAAUAUAAACAAUAUGGCAGUAAAAUUACUACUACUAUAAUUAAACCCGAGUAAGAAUGUGUAUUUAUUUAGGUAUAUUUUAUUUAAAUUAUUUUAUUUUAUAUUUUAGUGGACGAUGUACAAAUUGUAAUCAAAUAUUGAAACCAGUUGAAAUUACAAAUUCAGAGUUUAAGGCACUUCAAGAAAGUUUUAUGUCUCGUGUAGUAAUUGGAAAAAAUAUAUUUAAUAAUUCAUCUCCACAAGAGUUAAAUAAUUUUAAAGACUUCAUAAAAAAUACUGCACCAUACGAUGUAGUAGUUGAUGGAUUAAAUGUAGCAUAUGCAUAUCGCGGAAAAAUCGCUAAUGAUUCAUUAGUAAGUAUAGUAUAUGAAGAAUAUGAAAUAUAUAACUAUAUAUUUCAUAGAAAAAGUUCCCCCUAAAAUAUGUGUUUGCCAUUGUUAGAUCCAUAGAUAAUUAUAUUGUUAAAAAUAAAAUUAAGUAAUAAUUAUUUUUCUAUACUUUUUAUACUUGAAAGAAGAUUAAUAUUGUGUGUUUUUAGGUGUUUAAAGGUAGAAUGGAGAACAUUAUUAUUAUUAUUAUUUGUUAUACAUUAAAAUUAUAUAUAAUAUAAAGAAAUUAUUAUAUUUUUUCCCAUUGCUUUUGAAAAUAACUUUAAACUUAAGGUACGAUCAAACAGAAAGCAGGCUGCCUGCCACAGUCUGUGGGUGUCAAAUAACGUGCAGGCAGUUUUCCACGGUCUAGUUUUUCUAGUGUGAAACAUGCCUUCUAAUAAUACUGUUUGACACUAUUUGCCUACUUAUAAGAAUUGGAAUUUUCGUUGUGGACAAAAUUUAAAAGCUGGCAUUUAGUAGCAGUUCUGAUGAAGAAAACCAAGAAAAAGAGAAAAUUAUAUUUAUAUUCAUAAUGACUAGUUGUUAUAUAGCUAUUGACAAUUAUGCAUUAAUUAAUUAAUUUUUUCUGUUUCAUCUGCCAUUAUUAAUAUAAUAUUAAUAGGUUUAAUAAUAAUUUUUGACCGCCAUGAUCACUGUAAAAUAUUACCGCUAGAUCACUGCUUGCUUCGGUCGACACUAUCUACCCAAUUGCUUGCACUAUAUUUAACCAUCAUGACACAAUUCUAGAUAACAUAGUGUCCGAGACAGACAAUACGGUCAGCCCACUUUCUGUUUAACCGUACCUUUAAUCAGUUAGAAUAAAUAUAUAACUUAAAUUGCUGAUACAUAAAUAUUUAAAAGUAUAUGUAAGGAAUAGCUUCUAAUUUUAAAGUUUUCAGUAGGUAGGUAGGUAGUUUUUUUAAUUUAAAAAAAAAAAAAAAACAACAUUUCUAAAAAGUCAACCGAAUAAGUAGAAAAAUUGAAAAACUUAUUAAUGAUAUCUGGAAUUUGAACUCGAUACCAUUACACUAACAUUAUACACAUUUUUUUCUCAGUUGUCUUUAUAUACUCUAUGGGCAGACCUAUCAUUUAACUGGCGUGCUUUAUUGUCAUUUCUUCAUCUCUUUGAAUAUGAUGAAUAUGAUAAAUGUUACUUGACAGUUGCAUCAGUGAGAAUCUAUCGAAAAAGUUCAUUUGUUCAUUUCUUAGUGCACAGUCCAUUCAAUCUGAAUGUUUAUUCAGUUUUGAGUUUUUUGAGAAGUAUUUAUUCAUCACAGUUAAUUCACUGCAAUUUAUGGUCAAAUUAUAAUUACGUACAUAACUCUUAGGGAUUUUUUUUUUUUUUUUUUGAGCAAGUUGGAAAUUUGGAUGGUAUUCAAGUUAUGGCGUUAGUGCGUCACUGACAAAAUUUUUGAUUCAUUUUUAUACAUAAUACAUGUAGAUUAUAGCUAGAGACCAGAUUUAUAUUCUCUUAUAAUCCACAAAAAGGCGCUUUAAAACAUCAAAAAAUCUCUGAAAAAGGCAUUUAUAAACAUUUAAAAAAGCAAAAAUUAUAGAAGAGUUCAAAAGUCUCCCCACUAAUGGAUUUAACUUAUUAAAUUUAAUUUUCUAACACGAAAAAUAAUUUUUUUUAAAUAAAAUUGAAUGUAUUAUAAAAAAAAAAAAUUACUUUUUAUUAAUCAUUUUUGUGGCAAUUGAAAAUUUUAUUUAUAAAUUAAAUUUGUUAGAGGGGGUGGACUCUUGAACCCCUUUUAUUAUUUUUGCAUUUUUAUACAAUUUUUAAGUUAAUUUUUUUCAAAGCUUUUUAAUUUUUUCAAGUGCUUUUUUGUGGAUUUUAAUAACAUAUAAAUCCGAUCUCUAAUUAUGAUGAUAAGAGUUAUUAAUUUUGUAUUAAUUUUAAUUGUUGACAAAUACGUAUAUGAAGAUAUUAAAGGAACGCCGUAUCAUCUACAAUUGAGAAUUAUAAUACAGUAAAUGUACUCUCCCACUGCUGAGCGUCCCGACUCCCCAAUAGGUUAAGUUAAGCUUCAUUUUCUUUGAAAUAUACUGCCUCCCCCCCUCUUUCAAAAAAAAAAAUUUAGUGUAGAUAUUUUUGAUAUGAAAAUCAUGAAAAAAUUUCAGAACACCUUUAGUCUGUUAAAGAUGGACUUUCCACUUGCUUGUUUUCAUUCAAUACCAAAAAAUAAUAUGAGUAAAACAAAUAAUAAAACAUUGGCACAGGCGAUACAGCUAGUCAAUUAAUAUAUUUUUCUGAGAUUCCAGGCAGUCUUAGGAAAUUCCAUAUUUCUUCUCUAAUAACACUAUUAUAUGAUUGUUUGAAGUCUACAAAAAUUAUAUGAAUUUUUUGUUAAAUUCAUAGAGGUUUUGUCCUCUUAAUUUUAAUAAUUCAGUUACAAUUUUAUCAUCUUUGACUUUUUAUUUUUUUAUAGUCUGAAUCGCAUACUGUACCUCUUCUAAACUUGAAUUUACUACUUCCGAUUCUACUGUAUAAUGUACGGUGUCUUCUUGUUUGCCUACUUUCAUUGUCGAAUCUUUGUUAAAGAAUCUUUCAAAGUACAUUUUGAAUUCCUCAGCAAUAUUCUCUGGUCUUGUAAUUAGAGUACCAUUAUUAAUUUCUAUCAUUUGUAUAGAUGGUAUAAAUCCACUUUUGAUUGCUUUUAAAUGUUUGAAAAAUUCUAUGGGAUUGUGUUUGAAGUUUUCAAUGUCCUCUAAUUACUUUUUGUCUUUUUUUUCGGUUGUUAUUCUCUUUUCUUUUCAUAAAUCAGUGUAGUUAAUUAUCUUUGCUUGUUCUCGAAGUCUUAUGUUCUCGCGGAUAGGUGUAUGAAUUGCUUUAGUUCUAGCUUCAUUGUAUUCCCUGAUUACUUCCCUGCAAUUAUUAUUAAAUACCAUUAUUUUGUGUGAAAUUAAUGACUUUUUCUGCAGAUUCUGUUAUUGUGGUCUUUAUUAUAAAUUAAAUUUAUAUGUAAUUACAAUGACAAAUUAUAGCUGUAGUGAAAGCAUAAAUCAAUAAUAGUGUCACUAGCUAAUUGGACAAUGUAAUUAUUGAUGAAAUAUUAAAAACUGAUUGUAGAUUUAGUUCGGUAAAAAGACAUACUGUGGCAUUUAUCAAUAUUUAGUUGCCCAUGAAAUUAGUGAAUCAAGAGAAUAAUUUCAUGUCAUCCACAAAAAUUAAAUUUCACUUUUAUGAAGAUGGUGUUUAAUACCAUUAACAAAGAUAGCAAAGAGUAAAAGGAAGGGAUGCCCUCUUUAGGGAACUUCCAGGGGCACGUCACACAAAGUAGAUUUGACACCAUUAUGUAUUUUAACCCGAAAUUUCCUCAUAAACUGGUACAAACAAAACUAGGAUAAGAGAGACUUACUGAAAAACCGGAAGACUCCAAAACCUUUAAAAGGGUGGAGUGGUCGACAUGAUCCAAGGCCUUAGGAAAAUCCAUUUAAAAGACAUCUUCUUGAGAACAAUAAUUAAUUGAUCCAGAUGAAAUAUAUUUAAUCAUUUAUAGUUUUAAAUUGUUUAAUCUGUGGUAUUAGACUAUUGUGCAUGACAAAACCUAUAUCAUUCUCAUGCUUAUUACUUGUCUUACCUCCUUAAUAUAAUGUUAUGUUUACGUGUUGGUAUACAUCCUUCACCUAACUAUCUCAAUUCUUGUAACACUAUUUACCUUAUACAGGUAAAUUAUAUUUACCUUAUACCUAUUUAUUGACUAGUGUACCAUGUACUCCUGAUUUAUAUAAAGUUCUUACAUUUCAUGUGCUAAUCCUAAAUCCUUGUAGUCUGGGCCGUUUCCAUUGUGUUUUAUCCAAAACUUUGUCCCAAGGUUUUAGUUUUGGUUUCUUAAAAAUCAUCUAAUAUAAUUAAAAUGUUUUAUUUAUUAACUAACUUAACUUUGAUAAGCUAGAAAAUUUAAGUAACUUGCUUUGAAUUAUUGUGUGCAUACUUGGCAAGUAUUUAAUUUAAUUUUUAAAUUCAAAUUAUCUAUUGUGAAAAUGUGUCUAUUUACAUUUAAUUUCCUACCGAAUAUUAACUAUUUACAUUCCAUUACCUUUUUUAAUGACUAAAAAUAAAAUCAUUUUUCAUUCUCAAACACAUUAAUAUUAUAUAAAAAUGAAAAUAAAAAAUUGAAUUAGAGUAUGGACCAUAACAAUUCUUAAUUUUAAUUAUUGACCUUAAAUAAAAAAAUGUAUUGCAAAUUCAAACUAUUAUAAUUAAUAUAUUUUAUUCAUAGAUCAAGAUUGUUUUGAAAAUUUUAAUUAAACAAAAAUCAAAAGUAUUAUUAUUUGGUAGAAAACAUUUAGUUCAACAGCUGGGCAAUGAAUUUAAUUUUAUAAAAAGAAAUGUUAAUAUAUUUUUUGCAGAUGAUUUGUAAGAAAUAAUGUUAGUUAUUUUUUUAAAAACAGUAUAUAAUAUUAAUAUUUUAUUCAUUUCUUUUAGAUCUAAAGAUGACCCAUUUUUACUAUAUGCAGCAAUGUAUAGUGGUAUUCAAACAAAAAUUCUUACCAGGGAUCUUAUGCGAGGCCAUAAAUUUUUGUUAAAUAAUUCUAAGAUGCAAAAUAUAUUUCAAAAAUGGUUACAAAAAAAUAGACUUAUAUUAAAAAUACGUCCACAGAAUGAAGUUUUUAUUAGAGUAUGUUUAUUUAUUUAUAGUAAAUAUAAUAUAAGUACCAAAAUGUUUUAAAAAAUAUAUUUCAUUUGGAAUACACUAUGUAAGUGUAUUCAUGGUAUUUAUAUUUAUUAAUCAUCAUUAUAUUGUUUUAGAAUCCAAUACCUUAUUUACAAACAACUCAAGAAUCUGGAAAAGGUAUAUGGCAUUUACCUUAUGAGGAAAUCAAAGAACCUGGUUCUUGGUCAAAACCAAAUUCAUCUCCUGAUAAUUGGAUGUGUAUAAAAACACUAGAUUGAAAUUUUUAAAUGUAAAAUAUUUUAUUUCUUAUUUAUACUUAAAACUUUUAAUUUAUUAAUGAUUUGCAGAAAAUAUGUUAAAUAAUGUAUUAAUAUAAGUUUUAAAUAGUACUUCUAGUCUUCCUAUAAAAUGUAACAGUAUUUUAAGAUAAAUUCUAACAAUGUAGUAAUAUUGGUUGAUAAAACUAAUUUUUUCACAAUAAAUAGUAAUAGCUUUUAAUUUUUUAAGACAGCAGUACAUACCUCGUUUUAUGGUCAAAUUUAAAUAACAGAUUUUAGAUAACAAGAUAAUAAAUUAUUCAAAUCAAUUACCAAAACAUCUGCUAGAAAUUUGUUGGUACAAACCAGUAUGCCGAUACAUUUUCUACUGGUAUUUUCUACAUUUGAUACUGAUUAUUUUACACCAAGGUUAAUAUAGACAAUAGAAAUCGGUAUAUCUUCACCAUUGUCCAAAAUUAACAAUCUAUACUAUCAAUACUAUCAAUUAAAGAUUAAUAAAUUAUUUAAACUAUUAGUAUAUUACCUAUACUAUAGUUCCCAUUUCCUAUUAAUAAGUACUUAAUAACAAUUAAUUUGAUUAGGUAUUCAUUGUUAUCAAUUAAAUUAUUAUAAUUUUCAUUUAUCAGUUUGUUUAUUAUUUCGAGGGAGAAAUGAGAAAGCAUGAAUAUAAAUCUGUGUAAAUAGUUUGCAUCAUAUGCCUGUGAUGGUGCAGAAAAAUUAAACCCGUGUCGUUAAUUUUAACACCAGUUACUCCAAACAAUUUCUCAAAUUUACACCGGUUUGAUUUUCAAGAGUAAAUUUACACCAGUUUGAAUAAAAAACAAAUUUCUUGUUGGUGUUGUAGAAUAUAGAAUCAACAUUUGAAAAAUGAACAUAGUUACAAAAACAGUCUAAAACUACUUAAACAAUUUUUAAAAUAAGUGAGACCCUGAACUAAAUACUGUUGCAAGACCUUAAUAUUUUACACUUCUGAUGUUAUCUUACUGGAAAAAAUCAUUAAACACCUAUAUAUAAAUAACAUUCAGAACUUAUUAAUUAUUGCACUAAAAUGAUUGGAAAUAUGGAUUCACAUAUUAGAAUAAUUAAAUCUGAUAUUCGAAAAAAAAAUAUUUAUUUACAGAUUAACAGGGCAGAAUGAUAAACAGAAACAUUUCCGUACAAACUUAUAUCUCUACCUGCCACGUCCAGUCCGAUAUUAUAUUAUGUAUAUUUAAAUUUUUGGAGAAGUAAAAAUCGCAGAUUUGGAUUUUUUCUCAAGAAGACUUUAUGAAACUUCUAAAUUCUAAUAAAAGUCUAAAUUACUAUAGUAUACGUAAUGAAGGCAGAAAAUUACAGCAUUAAGUCUUCUUUAUGAAAUGUUUCUAUCUAAAGGAAAAUAACAUUUUAUCGCUUCAGACAGAUGAAAGUAAUAUACAAUUUUAUAUGUACUUAGUCUUGAUUACCUAAUGUUAAUUUAAAAUCUAGUUAUUACUAAUUAUAUGUUGAGAUUUAAAUCAGAAAAUGUUUUGCUUGGAGAUUUAUUGAUGCGAGGUCCUAGCUACAUGUCGAGUCUGUCCUACCCUAUACAGUCUUUGAUGCUAACAACUGUCAUCUUUGGUAUUAACUCUGAUGCUAAUUCUAACUAAAAAACAGUU